AUGACAGAUAAUAUAGAAGAAUUAAGAAAAGCUUUAGGUGAUGAAAUACCUAAAUAUAUGAAUACAGAUUUUCAUUUAGCAAGAUGGUUAAAAGCAAAUAAAAAUAAUGUUAAUGAUACAAUAAAAAAAUUUAAAAAAUAUUUAUUAAUUAGGCAAUGUUAUAAAUGUGAUAAUGAUACAUAUUUUGAAAAUUUUUAUGAUAAUACAGAAAUAAUUAAUUUUCGUAAAAUUUUUUCUCAAUCUAUAUGUGAUAUUAAUUGGUAUAAUACAAAGGAUAAUGCAUUAAUAUUUGUUGAAUCAGCUGUUCAUGAUACAAGUAGUGUUACAAAAUCUAUUCGUAUUAAUGAUUAUGUAAGAAUAUUUUUUACAUGUUGUGAAUAUUUUCAAAGAGUUUUACUUGAAUAUGAAAAAAUUAAUGGAAAAAAGUCAAGUGGUAUAUGUAUUUUUGAUAUGUCAAAUUUUUCUUUAAUGAACUAUACAAAUCCCGUAAGUGCUAUAAACAAGAUGUAUGAAAGUAGAAUUGAUAUAUGGUUAAAUUAUUAUAGUGAAUUGUUAAAAAAAGUUAUUAUUGUCAAUGGGCCAAGAAUUAUGUCAUUAUCAUGGAAAGUACUUUCGAUCCUCUUACCAUCAGAAGUACACGAUCGUUUUAUGUUUGCUAACUCACUUCCUUAUGAUUUAGAAAAGUCAUUAUCAAUUGAUUGUAUUCCAAAAGCAUUUGGAGGAACAAAAUAUAUUGAAAAUUGUUUACCAAAUUGUUGCAAUAUUGUUAGUAAUUUAAAAGGAAAAGAAUUUACAAAAAGUGGAGAUAUAUGGUUGAAAGAAAAAAUUACACCACCAAAAGCAUUGACUAUAUAUCUUAGCCCUGGGGAAAAAUUAAAAGAAACAUUUCAUGUUAAAAAAAAUCAAAAAUUGAUAUAUGAAUUUUAUUGUAAUAGAGAUUACACUUUAAAAAUAACAUUAAAUGAUAGUAUCCUCCUUAAUCCAGAUAUUAAAUUAUCAACACCAGUGUUAUCAGCUGAAGAUUGUUUUAAAAUUCCAGAAUCUGGUAUUGUUAAAUUAGAGUUGACCAAUUUAAGUAAGUUAAUUAAAAUGAGUGGAAAAUUAACUGUUGUUAUUGUAUAA
Molecule: messenger RNA, 1122 nt
Organism: Strongyloides ratti
Lineage: Eukaryota; Metazoa; Nematoda; Chromadorea; Rhabditida; Strongyloididae
Product: CRAL-TRIO domain and CRAL/TRIO, N-terminal domain-containing protein
Exons: 3
Coding region: 1-1122 (373 amino acids)
Source: RefSeq, a predicted model, not a curated record